Mycosarcoma maydis (corn smut) is the source of this 1161-nucleotide messenger RNA. RefSeq lists its product as uncharacterized. Lineage: Eukaryota; Fungi; Basidiomycota; Ustilaginomycetes; Ustilaginales. Gene Ontology annotation, cellular component: Golgi membrane. Gene Ontology annotation, biological process: vesicle-mediated transport; mitotic spindle elongation. The record is from RefSeq and is a predicted model, not a curated record. The coding region runs from base 1 to 1161 and encodes 386 amino acids. The transcript has a single exon.
AUGCGCAGCUCACAUCCGUACCGAUCGAGGUACGCGCCGUUGCGGCACGAUACGCACGCAUCCACGCGCUCGAUCUCGCGUUCGUCACAGCUUGCAUGCGCCUGCGUCAGAAUGCGCUCCUACCUCGACACGGCGUACCGUGGCUUUCUCGCACUGCCACCGGAACAGCGCUACAUGAUCUACGUUGCCGUCGGCAUCAAAGCGUUGAUUCUCGGUGUGGUGAUCUACAUCGGGCCAGAAGCCAUGUUUGAUGCAACCGCAAAACUGGCCAUCUGGUUCGCAUCGCAGUCGUACGGUGCUGUGCUCCUAAUCGGUAUCGUGGUGAUCGUCAGCUUUCCGCCACUCAUUGGCUAUGGUACGUCGAUCACGCUGUUCGGUCUUGGCUGGGGCGUACAUGCGCAAGCCACAGCGCAACACGCUCAACUUAAUGGCAACCUCUUGCAGGCCUGGUUACUGGCUUCGUUGGCGUGUCUCGUCGGCGCCACCGUCUCGUUCAGCGUGCUUCGCUUCUUGAUCAUUCAUCAUUCUAAACGCGUCGACUGGAUAAGCAACACUCUCAACGAUCCAAAGUACACCGCUCUCUCCACCGCCGUGCGCAGAAAGGGCUUGGUCAUGGCUAUCCUGAUUCGGUUCUGUCCGUUUCCGUUUGCCUACUCGAACCUGUUCUUUGCGAGCCUCGUCGAUGCGGUUUCAUUGGCGCAGUUUUUUGUGGCUACUGCGCUUAUCACGCCCAAAUUGCUGCUGCACGUCUGGCUGGGGACCCGAAUGUUUCAGCUCAUGGAUCGAGAUCAGAGGGCACAGCUGGAUGCGUGGGCAAAGGCACUGAAUGUCAUAUACAUCGGUGUGGGAUCAGCGGUAGGUGCAGCGACAGGUUGGAUCGUUUGGAACGAGACAGCAAAGGUGCUCGAGACAAUCGAGAGUGAGCGUCAGUCCCAAGAUGCUCGUUCGAACUCCGGCACUGAUUCAGCCCAGCGCACAACUACCGAACCAGCAUAUACAGAUGCUUCGGAUUCCAACAAGUCACACCCCGAUUCCGAGACGCCUUCACCGUUCAUCCUCGACUUUCAAGACCAUACAGAACACGCCAUGCUAGAACCUCACUCUGACUCCAGCCAAACGCAUCGUGCCGACCGAGACAUGCCAAGUCUUCUUCCUCGAUGA